Messenger RNA from Sphaerodactylus townsendi, 2924 nucleotides. It is a transcript of the gene ETNPPL, whose product is annotated as ethanolamine-phosphate phospho-lyase. The record is from RefSeq and is a predicted model, not a curated record. Gene Ontology annotation, cellular component: mitochondrion. Lineage: Eukaryota; Metazoa; Chordata; Lepidosauria; Squamata; Sphaerodactylidae. The coding region runs from base 91 to 1590 and encodes 499 amino acids. The transcript has 13 exons. Gene Ontology annotation, molecular function: pyridoxal phosphate binding; transaminase activity; ethanolamine-phosphate phospho-lyase activity.
AAGGCAGAUGCACCUUUCCGGGGCGGCAAAGAGGGACGCCCAAGUGGGACAGACGGACGGACGGACAGAGAGAACAGGAGCACGGCUGAGAUGUACAGCAAGGCAGAGACCUUGGAGCUGCGCAAGAAGCACAUCGGGCCAUCAUGCAAAGUUUUCUUUGCUAAGGACCCCAUUAAGAUUGUGCGGGCUCAUGGGCAGUACAUGUUUGAUGAAAAUGGAGAGAAAUACUUGGACUGCAUUAACAACGUGGCACAUGUGGGGCACAGCCAUCCCCAGGUGAUCCAGGCAGCAGUGAAGCAGAUGGAAUUGCUCAACACCAAUUCUCGAUUCUUGCACGACAAUCUGGUCGAGUAUGCCAAGCGUCUCACAGCGACUUUGCCAGAAGCACUCUCUGUUUGCUACUUUGUGAACUCUGGGUCUGAAGCCAAUGACCUGGCUUUGCGUCUCGCUCGGCAGUAUAGUGGCCAUCAGGAUGUGAUUACUCUUGACCAUGCUUAUCACGGCCAUGUUACUUCCUUGAUUGACAUCAGUCCAUAUAAAUUUAAUCAGCUGGGGAAAGAGGCUAAAAAGGAGUUUGUACAUGUGGCUCCUUCUCCAGAUAUCUACAGAGGAAAGUACAGGGAGGAGCAUCAAGAUCCAGGAAGUGCUUAUGCUGAUGAUGUGGAAAAGAUCAUUGAAGAGGCUCAGAAGAAUGGCCGCGAGAUUGCUGCCUUUAUUGCUGAGUCCAUGCAGAGUUGCGGAGGCCAAGUAAUUCCACCUGCAGGCUACUUCCAGAAAGUGGCAGAAAUUGUCCACAAAGCAGGUGGUGUGUUCAUAGCUGAUGAAGUCCAGGUUGGUUUUGGUCGAGUUGGGAAACAUUUCUGGGCAUUCCAGCUACAAGGCGAAGAUUUUGUGCCUGACAUUGUCACCAUGGGAAAGCCAAUUGGCAAUGGACAUCCAAUGUCUUGUGUAGUUACAACAAGACAGAUUGCAGAAGCUUUUGGUGCCUCUGGAUUGGAAUACUUCAACACUUUUGGAGGUAAUCCAGUGUCCUGUGCAAUUGGUCUGGCUGUACUGGAUGUAAUAGAAAAAGAAGAUCUCCAAGGAAAUGCCACAAAUGUAGGAAAUUACCUUACAGAGCUAUUGAAGGAGCAACAGGAAAAACACCCGCUAGUGGGAGAUGUCAGAGGAGUUGGCUUGUUUCUUGGAGUGGAUCUAGUGAAGGAUCGGCAAAAGAGAUCACCUGCCACUGCUGAGGCUCAGCAUAUCAUCUACAAGCUGAAAGAACAGAAGAUUCUUUUGAGCGCAGAUGGGCCUUACAGAAACAUCUUGAAGUUUAAGCCACCCAUGUGUUUCUCUAAAGAAGACGCAAAGUUUGUAGUCGAUCAGAUUGACAAACUCCUCACAGAUUUAGAAGAAGCAACUGUAAUCGGGACCAGAAAUGGACUAUCUACAAGUACACAAUGCAAAAGAAAAGUACCUACUGAAGGAAGCUCUCAGCUAGACAGUUUCAGCGAGACCAUCAGCCAUAUCAAUGGAAGUGCCUGCAGGCAAAAGACUGGAUUUGGUUCUGAAAGCCAUACAGUGUCUUGCAAAAGGAUCAGAACAUGAAGAGUGAAAGAUUUUUGUUUGGUUUUUGAAUAGAUAGGAAUAGCGAUAUGUGGUUGGGGAUGUUUCACGAAUGAAUGGAAUUCUGCAAUAUUUCUUUUUAGGCACCUUACAUACAGCUGCUUGGUUAUUCAGGGCCUGACCAAACUUGAUAUUCUGACAAAACUCUUGCACCCUGGUCCAGCUAGUGAGGUCUCUGUAUACAAGCAUAUUUCUGUAGGCCUUCCUCUUGCUGAAUCAGAGAAUGAGGACAUAAUCGAAUGGAAUGUAAAUUGCCGGGUAGUGUGCAUUCUGUUUAGCUGUACUGCAUGGUGUCCAUUUCAAAUUAUUCAAAAACCCAUCAGUUCAUAUAGGUGGAUCAGGGCACUGGGCUGUGAUCCUGCACACAGAAAGGAUGGCAAAAUUAAGUCCAAUGUUACAUAUAAUAGCACAUUUACAUACCACUUUCACUGUCAGACUUAACACAUACUUAAUGUGUAUGCAUGAGGAGAGAGAGAGAACUGUAUUAGCAUAUGAUAGACAGGAAUGUCUACAUAAUAUGAAUUUCAGGGAUGAUAAUCUGAAGCUGUCAUAUAAAUAUUAUUUAAUCCUUUGCCUCAGAUGCCUAACAGAGAUUUUGACUGGUCUGUCAUCCUCUGUUCGAACUGUCAAUGUACAAUAUUGAGAUACUAAUUAUUUUCCAUGUUUUAAUGGUUAAUUUUAUUACAUUAAUAAACGAUAUUGUGAUAUUAUUAAACUGUGAUGCCAGUGAUUAAAUAAAAGAAAAUGUUUUAAUAAAACAGCCCAAGUCAUAUUUCGAAUUCCCACAUUCAGAUUCAGCAGACUGUGCAAAGCGCUGCCAAGUCUGUGGGUCUGUAGCUCUUCCUUUUUUUUAAAGCUGCAAUUCCAACUUGUAGCCGGACAACUUGUAGCAAUCCCUUCUCCUUUGAAUAGGAAGCACAUCAGCUGCUGUGACUUCUGUUUGCAGAAGGGAAACACACAAACAUCCCUUUCUGCGGGAUUGUACUAUGGUCCACCCAGCAUCUUGUGCAUGUGUGAGGUUUCCCCCAUUGACCACUUCCUACACUCACACAGCCACCUAAUGGGAUAUGUUUUAUACUGAACACUGAACAUUUUGUAUUAUAAUUGUAUAAAAUGAAUGGAUGGUUUAUUCAAUAUAUAUUGUGACUGAAUAAUGAACUAUGUUUAGACCAUAUGCCUUCUAGUUUUAUAUGUUUGGGAAUUGUUACUUUAAUGGCAUCUGCCUUCUUUAUGGACUUUGGUAGCAUACCAGAUAAGUUUUUCUUGACUUGUAGACUUUGUUUAUUCCAAAGAAUAAAUGCUAUUUUAACCCCUGA